Trachymyrmex cornetzi is the source of this 1292-nucleotide messenger RNA. RefSeq names its product prostaglandin reductase 1. Lineage: Eukaryota; Metazoa; Arthropoda; Insecta; Hymenoptera; Formicidae. Gene Ontology annotation, cellular component: cytoplasm. The record is from RefSeq and is a predicted model, not a curated record. The transcript has 4 exons. Gene Ontology annotation, molecular function: 2-alkenal reductase [NAD(P)H] activity; 15-oxoprostaglandin 13-reductase [NAD(P)+] activity. Bases 30 to 1190 code for a protein of 386 amino acids. Gene Ontology annotation, biological process: prostaglandin metabolic process.
GUGCAAAUAUAAAAACAAUCGUGGAGAAUAUGUUCAAAGCAGUGCGGCGAGAGUUGUCGUGCAAUCAUUGUCGCUUUAUCACGACUGUCAUUGCUUGUUCCUUUCGAGAUAACGGUAAAAUCACAGCAACGAGAUCAGACUCGAGGAGCACUUGGAUCCGAAAGUGGUCAACACAAUCAAGCAAGAUGGUGAAGGCGAGAAAAUACGUGCUGGUGAAUCAUUUUGUGGACGAAGCAAAACCGACGGACCUAAAAUUAAUGGAAGAGGAAUUGCCGCCGUUGCAAAAUGGAGAAUAUCUCGCAGAAGCUGAAUACCUUUCUGUUGAUCCAUACAUGAGACCUUAUGUGCGAGAUCUCCCACUCGGGGCCACGAUGAUUGGUAGUCAGGUAGCAAAGAUCGUAGAAUCUAAAAAUCCAGCCUUCCCAGUCGGCAAGAGAAUUGUCGGAAACCUGGGCUGGAGAACUCACACGAUCAUCGAUCCAAAAACCGAAGAUCAGUUUUUCAAACAAAACCCGUAUCUUUUGCCAGACAUAGGUGAUCUGCCGCCGUCCCUUGGUCUUGGCGUGCUAGGAAUGCCGGGUAACACGGCAUAUUUCGGCUUGCUGGAGAUAUGUAAACCGAAGUCUGGUGAAACAAUCGUAAUCAGUGGAGCCGCAGGUGCGGUCGGCUCACAUGUAGGCCAGAUCGCAAAAAAUCUGGGUCUAAAUGUUAUCGGUAUAUGCGGCUCCGACGAGAAGUGUAAGUGGCUUACUGAGGAAAUGGGUUUUGAUUUUGCCAUCAAUUAUAAGACCAUGCUAGUCGCAGCCAGAUUACGCGAAAUUGCUCCGCAAGGCGUGGAUUGCUACUUUGACAAUGUCGGUGGGGAUAUCUCUGGUACAGUCAUGUAUCAAAUGAAUUUGUUUGGUCGAGUAGGCGUGUGCGGCAGCAUCUCGAGUUAUAACGCCAAGUCCUUGCCCAAAGGUACGAUUCUGCAACCUGCUAUGUUGUUUAGCCAACUAAAGAUGGAGGGCUUUAUUGUCAAACGGUGGUCGGACCGAUGGAAUGAAGGAAUCAUGCAGAAUCUGCAAUGGAUACGCGAGGGCAAACUUCGUUACCGUGAGACCGUAACUAAAGGCUUUGAGAACAUGUUUGAUGCCUUCAUCGGCAUGCUGCGUGGCGAGAACAUCGGCAAAGCGAUUGUCCAGGUGUAAAUAUCACAAUGUCAACAAGUAUUUCUUCUUAUAAAUAUUCCUGCUCGUUUGCAAUUUCACAACUGCAUUUGGAAUGUUUUCUGUAUUUGUGACCGAUUGAAA